Messenger RNA from Pocillopora meandrina, 7240 nucleotides. The record is from the annotation of a GenBank genome assembly. NCBI's taxonomy places the organism in Eukaryota, Metazoa, Cnidaria, Anthozoa, Scleractinia, Pocilloporidae.
AUGUCCAGUGUGGUGGAAGAGGGGCCUGCUGAUCAGUCUCAAUUUGAAAGAAAUAAAAUACUCAUUCGAGGGCUGAGUGAGAAAACUUUCCCGGACGGACUGGUGAACUUUAUCGAGGCAAGAAGUGGCGGAAAAGAGGUGAAGGACGUACAGAUGCUGAAGAAUGGAAAAGCCUUGGUCACCAUGGCUGAGAAAAUCAAAGGUACGUACCUUUCAAUUGAAUUUGGAGAGUUAGCAGGAAUUUCUUUAUCGUACUUCGUUGAUCCGUUCGCGAGUUAUCGGAGAUGAAAGCUCACGCCGGCUCAGUUUCAUCCUCUCAGUUUUAAGCAAUGAACUUACUUCAAAUUAUAUGAAAUUAGCUUUUCAUUAAUUAAAACUGUUUUAUGCUUAACUAGUGCCUGAAGAAUUAAGAUGCCUUAUUUUAGGUGUCCCACCAUUUAAAGACAUUUUGAGUUUCUUCUCCUAACUAACAAAAUCAUCCAGAUCAAAGUAAUCAAUUUAUUUGGGAAUUGUACAUGUAUUUAAAUGAGUGUUGUUCCUCUCAGGUAGACUCCAAAAGUGGAGAUCACAUAAGAGAAACAUUUAUUGAGAAUGUAAUCUGUUUUCUUUAGAUUUCACAGAAAUAAAGACUAAAUGCGAGGAGAGAGGUCUAGAUGAUGCAAAGGUUUCCAUUCAACAAGUCCCGCUUUGCAAAAGCAUCCUUGUCACAGGCUUUUCAGACAUUACGCAUGAUUUUAUUGAACUGUACUUUGAGAGUCCUCGAAACGGUGGGGGUCCUGUGGAGAAGGUUGACUAUGUUCCUAAAAGUGGUCGAGCUGUGGUUGUGUUUCAAGACGCCAAAGGUCUGUAACUCAUUGAUCUCUAAGAUAUAAGUAAUUCCUUCAGGCACGAGUAAUCGUCAUCUGAUCCUCAUACAUGUGUAGUAAAUAUUGUUGCCCUGAUUUGAGCUGUACAUUGACAAAUUAGUAAUUGAUUGAUUAAUGGAUUGGUUGUUCAUUUGUUUGAUUGAUCGAUGAUCGAUUGUUUGUUUGAUUGCUUGAUUGAUUGUGUGACCUUCUCUGCCCCAAUAACCCCAUCGUUCUAAGUCUGUGCGUCUCUCUCAAGUUAAAGUGUCAUGAAGUGUUGUGAAACGACAAACAACUUCCUCAAGGAAAUUCUUGACACUUAGUUGCUUCAAUCAACAGAUAUGGAAAGGGUGUUAACCAGACAUGAAAAGAAACCUCAUAAGUUUGACAAAACCCAGCUGUCAAUUAAAGCUUACCGAGAGUUUCUAGAAGACGAUGACGUUGAUGGAGCCGAGGAUUCCGGUGACAUAGGAGCUACUGCAACCGGGGUCAGUGAAUCUCGAGUGAGCCAGAGGCCUAAGGAGACCCGAAAAGCUUGCUUUCAGAAGAAAAUUUCAGAUGUUCCCGAGGAGCGCUUAAUUUUGCUGCAGAAGAUAAAAUUUGCCGAGAAACUCCAAGAAGAGAACAAAGAUUUGAAGAUCAAGUUUGAUACUGAAGGUGAAGAAAUAUAUUUCGAAGGUCCCCAGCCGCAGUUUACUGAAGCAACCACGAAGUUCUAUCAACAAAUGGCUAAUAUGGUUGAGAAGAAACUGACUUUAUCCGGCAACAUUCUGGAGAUUUUCGUCUCAGAUGAAGGGCUACAGACUGUGAAAUGUGAGUUGGAAAGAAACAACGUGGAAGCAGUGUUCGUUGUUGAGAAAGACGCUACCAUAGUGGGGUCCUCAGCGGCGCAUGCAGACAACGCGGCGAGGCUCGUGAACAAGUUGACGGUAGAAGAGAAAAUUGAAGUGGACGAGAAAAGCAAGCAUUUUUUGAAGUCAUCUAAAUGGCUGAAGUUUUGUCACGAGAUGAACAAAACGACUGCCCGUGUCCGUAGGAACAACUGGAAUGAUGUGUACGUAGUUGGGUUUCGCGAUGAAGUGACCGAAGUGAUAAAGAAGUUAAAAACCUUUCUUGAAAACAAUUGCAUUAGGGAAGAACGUUUUUUGUGCACGUCUGAUUUUAUGCGAAGGUAUCUUCUUGAGCUACGUCAAGAAGAUCUUCGCACCAUAGAAAAUCAACUAAAAGAUUUUGUAGUGAGUAUUAAAAGGGGAAAAGACGAUGAUGAUUUUAUUAUUUCUGGAAACAUAGAGGGUUUGAAUCGUGUGGGAGAGAAGCUCGACGCUCUGAUAGAUUCUAUUGAGUUGAAAACCUUUGAAGCGAAACAGCCAGGCCUUCGAAAAUAUUUUGACAGUGGAAAAGGAGACCAGCUUGUAAAAUCGGUGGGAAAAGAUCAAGAUUGUGCCAUAGAAGUCAAGAAAAAUUUAGGUCGAGGAGGAAGAGACGAGGAGUUGCGCCUCGAAACCGUAUCCGACGCUUCUACCUCUUCAGGCGACAGCGACGAUGAUGCUGAGGAUGACCACCCUACUAUCAGUGAAACUGACUCGUCUACCCUGGUAAUAGCUCAAAGGCACAGAGUGUCCUGGAAACCUGGAGACAUAGGGGCAGAGAAGGUAGGAUUGACACUGAUUUCUAUACACAUGGAGAAUAUCUCACGGAAAUACCUUUGAGGAUCAUGUUGGUAUAUGAAUCGAUUUUAGUUCUUCACUUAGCUCUCGUCUGCUCUUAGACUGUGGUUACAUUAUUCAACGUCUCUCUUAUUGAGAGUGCCACGUCUGAUAACGACAACAGUCCACCAUUAAUAAAUCAUCAACAUUUUUUGGUUGUGUAUUUCAGGCUGACGUACUUGUCAGUUCUCUAGGAGCAUGCGAUCAAGCAAUCAUUGAUGCCGGUGGUCCUCAGGCCGCAACCCCCAACGUUGGUGACAUCACUGUCUCAGGCGGUUUUUCCUCAGUCAGUCAUGUGAUUCACACUCAAUGUUGUAAGUGGAACAACGGUGGAGGGGAGCCGGUAAGGACCUCUCUUAAAUACAUCGAAGAGUAAUCAUUGUUUAUAUUUGCUGUAAGAUUUUGCUAAACGAUGUUGGAUGCCCAUAUGGCGAAGCUUAUCAUUCUCUUGUAGGUUAAAGCAACUGGAGACUACUCAGGCUCGAUUUUAAAUAUUUCCGAUGUAGUUUACCUCACUCCUCUCCGAAUUCUUCGAGAAUGAUCAAUCGAAUAUUUAACGGCAGGAUUAUUGCAUAAUGUAACUUGCAACUUCUAAUAUCAUAUGAAACUCCUUUUUAGAAAUUUUGUAGAAUUGGUAAGAGCAAAGAUCUUGCUAGAAAAAAAAAACAAAUUGAGAUGUGAAAUUUCACUACUAAACUACUUUCUGUGAGGUUGUUAUCCAAACAUUUUUGAUCCUGAUCCCAAAAGAAAAUGCUAUUUGUGUAAACAUCCUACCUGGGGCCCUCUCAUUAUCCUCUGAAAAAUGUUAAUAAAGUUCAAGGUUUAGGUAACUUUGAUCCCCGGAAAACAGAUUCCAGGAAGACUAAAAAUAGCUUGAAGGGGAUUCAGUUUUUUAAUCUUUUUACUUUAAGGAGUGGCCAGUCAGUUUUUUCUCUUCCCAUUAUCAGUUCAUCAUCAACCAGAAUGGUGACGGACAGAGGUAAAAAAAUAUCAACGAGGGGAUAUUGCAUGACUUAAGGCCAAAUUUUGACUGCCAAGUUCAUAAGAAAUGUACGGAACACAGUGUGGAGAAUUUUUAUUGAGAUCACAUAGGAAUAAGGGAAUUUACCAGGUCCCCUCUUGCCACCAAAUUGUCCGUGCCACCAACAUUCAACAACUUCUAUUUAAUCUGUUGUAGACGCUAAGGGCCAUCGUUCAAAAGUGUCUGCAAACAGGUGAAACGCUUGGAGCCAACUCCAUUGCAUUUCCUGUCAUUGGAACUGGAAAACUACAAUUCCCACGUGAUACAGCGUCGAGAAUCAUGUUGGAAGAAACAGUCAAUUUCUGCCGAGCCAACCCUGAUUCUAAUUUACGGGACAUCCGAUUUGUUGUGUUUAACAAAGAUCAAUCAUUAACUGCCGCCUUCAAACAAGAGAUGGAAAAACUGCAACCCAAGCAAAUUGGCAACUCACAUUUGACAGUUGAGGUGGUAAAUGGUGAUUUGACCCAAGAGAACAGUACUGAUGCUAUCGUGAAUAUUCUGAGCACGGACAUGAACAUGAAUAACGCCGGAGACCUAAGCAAAGCCAUAGCAAGACAGAGUGGUCCACUUGUGCAACAAGAAUGCAACAAAUUGGGAAAGCAGCCUCCUGGAACAGCGAUAAUGACCAGCGGAGGUAAUUUACAAGUACCUCAUAUUAUUCACAUCAUUCCAGGCUCCUCAGAUAAGCAACAUCUCCAGCAAUGUUUGGAGGAGGGUCUUCGUGUGGCGGAUGGCAAUAACUUUCAAGCGAUCUCAAUUCCGUGUGUUGGCACAGGAGGAUACGGCUUAACCGGAGCGGACUCAGCCCAACUGACGUUCAAAGCACUAAACGCAUUCAGCGCCCGCUGUAAAAAUAUUCAAAAAGUAAGAGUAGUUGUGUUCCAGGCCUCUAUGAUGCAGGAGUUUCUACAAGAGCAGAAACAACCAGUGCAAGAUAUUGAAGAAGACAGUGACUCAGAGAAUGCAGCGGCUAGGCAAACCAGAAGACGCGGACAUAGGCAGGCACUAGGCCAAAGUGAUGAAUAUUCUGUAAGAAUUUCUGUGAUUGGCAAAGACAAGGUGGGCGUGGGAAAAGCCGUGGAAUCCUUGAAGAAAGGUUUCUCUGACGCUUGUACAAUAAAAGAAGUCGAAUGUGACGUCGUCAGUCAGCUUUCCGAUAAGCAGAAGGAUAUCCUGAGAAAAAAGGCUAAAGACUGUGACGUCAAACUUGAAAUUGAGGGUGACGCGGAUCGCAUUGUCGUUUGUGGUGGACCAACCGAAGUGGCUGGAAUAGUCGGGGAGAUCUGGAAAGAGAUCAACGAGAGGAUGAAGAAGAAACAGGAGGAAGAACAAGCGAAGUUGCUUUCAAAGAACGUAGAGUGGAGCUAUGAAAUACAGGGCAUAAAAAUAGAGUUUGCUCCGAAAGCAAAUGCCAAGAUUGAGUUGGCCCACAGCAGAGAUGAGCACACAGUGCAAGUUUCUCUACGCGCAGAAAAGUUCGUCAUCGACUUGAAGGGAAACUCUGGACGUGGACAAACGUCUGGUGAACAAAUAUCAUUGACAAGAAAGGUGAAGGGUGCUGAUGAAGGUUAGUUGCUAUGCAUCUCUUUUGAUGAAGAUGUUUCUAUAAGCUUAAGUCCGUAAGAAAGGACUAAGAGAUAUUUCAUGUCCCAGGGGACUUUUAAGGUUAUAAACAUGUUGUACAGAUUGGGGAUAUUCAGAAAAGCUACCCUAUAAUGUCUCUCAUGAGCUUCCUUGUUGAUCUUGUUUGUGUCUUGCUUGAAAAAUAUACUUGGAUGUUGAAAUUUGAUCUCGGUAGAUGGGUUUUCACUUCAACAUUCUAAUCUUUUGGUCCUUUCUGUAGGAAUUCCUCUACCAAAGCACUGGGCACCAAUGCCCGGGCAUGACUCUACUGUACAUAAAGUAAAAUUGCACCCCGGCUCCUCUGAGUAUCAAGAUGUCGUAGGUAAGUUUCAAGCUACAGCCGGUACGUUAAAAGUUCAGAAGAUUGAACGCAUACAGAAUCCUCAUCUCUAUCAGUCUUACAUGGUAAGAAAACAGAAAAUGGAUAAAGAUAUUGGAGGAAAUUAUGAAAGAGAGCUGUUUCAUGGGACGGAUGCUAAAAAUAUCAACCACAUCAACACACAAGGAUUCAACAGGAGCCUCUGUGGGGCUAAUGGUAAGUCAUUGAAACGCAAGGAAACGUUUUAUCAUCUCGUCACGGGGGUGGGAUUAAGGAAAAAUUUCGUCUGCUUAUGAGAAAUCGAUCCUCAGGCCUUCGGAUUUCCUCGUUCCAACGCUCUACCAUUGAGCUACAGACGCUUUGAUGAGCAGGGUAUUCAAGUUGCUAAUAUGUAGCACGCCUUCCACAUACUGCUAGGAUCAUUACUUUCGAAAGCUUCGCGUGAGAAAAAGGAGCAUUAAAGCAGUAUUUUCGAGCGAUUGGUCCUAAGUAGUUAACCCUUUACACCCUAGCAUCAGUAUGCAUAUUCUUCAUACUGUUCUUUAAACAUUUCCUAGGGUGCUGAAACAGAGAAUUUGUUCGCUAAUCAAAAGGUUCCUUCUUUGGUGACCAUUUCCUUUAUUCUCAUGACCUUAAUGUGCGAUUUAAGAUUGUUAUUGCAGGGAGAAAUUAGAUGCUAGUCCCUCUUAGGGUUUAAAGGGUUAAAGCAUUUUUUUGGCUAAACUAAUGAUGUUUUGGCCACAAUUAUUUUCAUUUAUUUGUCUGCCUGUCCUACCAAGUCACUCAGACGUUGCACGAGCUCUGGCCGAAUAACUAUUUGGAACCAAAUAUGGUAAUAAAAGCUGUAAUAAUAUGAGGAGAAUCCAAUUGCCUCUUUCAUAACAAUCAACUUCACCGAAUGUAUGAUUUGUUGGUACUUUUUCUCUUAAUUAAGCAUUCUUUUUUUUCAGGCACGGUCUAUGGACGCGGUGUUUAUUUUGCUAGAGACGCUCAAUACUCUGUUGGAUUCGCUGGGGAUGGUAGUUAUGGAAGUCGCCACAUGUACCUUGCCAAGGUCCUCGUGGGGCAGUAUUGUGUUGGAGAUUCUUCAAUGGUUGUGCCUCCACCGAAAAAUCCAUCGAAACCUGAAAUUCUUUACGAUUCUGUGGUAGAUGACCAAUCAAGCCCCAGCAAAUUUGUUGUUUUCUUUGAUAAUCAGUGUUACACUGAAUACCUUAUAACCUUUUGAAGACCACAUGGACCUUUACUCAGAAAACAACAGAGUCAAAGGCCAAAAAGGCUUGAAAUGCUUUAUAGUUUAACUUAGCUUAUCAGCUAAUAGUAUAUAAAUUGCAGAAAAUCGUUAUCCUUCGCAGUAGGGAACAUCAUAUAAAUGUUGGUAAUAGUUUCUCGAUAGCAUUCUUUGCUGUCCUAAUUAAAGGCUUAUUCUUCAUCCUAUAAAUUGAAUCGUUGUCCCGUUUUCCCGCUUGGAAAAGCAAAGAGUUCUGCUGUUCUACAGUUAAGUUUUUAUAACGGUAUUUUCUUUUUUAUCGCCAGAUUGACAAAUAAUAUAUUUUUUUGCGUCAAUUUUCUACCCAAGAAAACUGGCGAAAGUAGAGAACUUCGAAAAACAUGCGUACCUUUUUGCUGCGCUUGAUGAAAAAUGACAGUGAAGUCGCUAUGAUUACAGUUGAUUUAUGGUGUAAAAGAUUCACUGGAAAGAUUCACUGGAAAUUCACUAGAAAGA